Aureococcus anophagefferens is the source of this 1376-nucleotide messenger RNA. RefSeq lists its product as hypothetical. The coding region runs from base 117 to 1373 and encodes 418 amino acids. The transcript has a single exon. Gene Ontology annotation, biological process: porphyrin-containing compound biosynthetic process. The record is from RefSeq and is a predicted model, not a curated record. Gene Ontology annotation, cellular component: cytoplasm. Lineage: Eukaryota; Pelagophyceae; Pelagomonadales; Pelagomonadaceae. Gene Ontology annotation, molecular function: coproporphyrinogen oxidase activity; 4 iron, 4 sulfur cluster binding.
UUGACGCGAUGAUGGACCCGCCUUAAACACCGUCUUCCGCCGUGAACAUCGCGCCGCAGCGGUCGCAGUGAUCGCAUCGCUCGUCUCCGACAUCGAAAAGCCAAGAAAAAAACGCGAUGCGCCGCGCCUGGCCGCAGCUCCUCCGCUGCUGCGCCCUCGCCGCGGCGCUGCAAUCCACCGCGCCGCCGCGGUCGCUCUACGUGCACCUGCCGUUUUGCCGGCGCCGCUGUUUUUACUGCGACUUCCCCGUCGUCGUCGCCGGCGAGGCGUCGGCGACGCGCGACCGCGCGACCGCGCGCUACGUCGACCUGCUCGAACACGAGAUGGCGUCGUGGGACGCGCGCGCCGCGCCGCUCGACGCCGUCUACCUCGGCGGCGGCACGCCGUCGCUCGUGGAGCCGGCGCACAUCCGGCGCCUCCUCGACGGCGUGCGCGGCGCCGUCGGCGUCGCGGAAGGCGCGGAGGUCACCAUCGAGUGCGAUCCGGGCACCUUCGACGCCGAAAAGCUCGCGGCCUACGUCGCCGCGGGCGUGACGCGCGUGUCCCUGGGCGUCCAGUCCUUCGACGACGGCGUCCUCGAGGCCGCGGGCCGCGCGCACCGGCGGGCCGACGCGCUCGCGGCCGUGGCGGCCGUCCGCGCCGCGGACCUGCCGCACGGCUGGAGCCUCGACCUCAUCUCGGGCCUGCCCGGCCUCGACGGCGGCCUCUGGCGCGACACGCUGGCGGAGGCCCUGGCCUUCGAGCCGCCCCACGUGUCGAGCUACGACCUGCAGGUCGAGGCGGGGACCGCGUUCGGGCGAUGGUACGACGACGACGGCGCGAAACCGUCCCCGGCGCGCCCCGCGCUGCCGGACGAGGCGCUGGCGGCGGACAUGUACCGCGACGCGUCGCGGCUGCUGCGGGGCGCGGGCUACUGGCACUACGAGAUCUCGUCCUACGCGCGGACGCCCGCGCGGAAAGCGGUCCACAACGCGCUCUACUGGCGGCCGCGCGCGUCGUGGCUCGCGCUGGGCCUCGGCGCGACGUCGUCGGCCGGCGGCGACCGCUUCACGCGACCCCGGGCCAUGGCCGACUACGAGGCCUGGGUCGCCGGCGGCGCGGCCGUCGGCGAAAGCGACGAAUCCGACGGCGCCGACUGGCUCCUCGACGAGCUCCUCACGGGCCUCCGGACGUCCGACGGCGUCGACCUCGGCCGCGUCCGGGCCGAGUACGGCGCCGACGCCGAGGCCGCCGUGCGCCGCGGCGCGGCCGACGCCGUCGCGGCGAACCUCGCGACGCUCGAGGGCGACGCGCUCGCGCUCGCGGACCCCGACGGGUUCCUCUUCUCCAACUUCGCGCUGUCGUCCAUCUUCGCGGCGUUAGACGAUUCCUAGCCU